AUGGUCAUUCUCCAACAGGCAGUCCUGCUUCUCACUUGCGGGCUAGCUACUGCCCUCCCAACUGACGAUAAUCAGAAGCAGAAUGCCCAAUCGUCUAGGAAGGAUUGUCGCCGCACUCAGGUUGCUAUCUUGGGUGCAGGAGUUGCAGGCAUCAUAGCGGCUCAAGCCUUGUCAAACCACUCCGUCAAAGACUUUCUGAUUGUUGAACUUCAAGACGAAAUUGGUGGUAGAGUGCACCACGCGGAGUUUGGCAAAGGUACAAAUGGUCGUCCAAUACUCGUCGAGUUCGGAGCCAAUUGGGCUCAAGGUCUGGGUGGACACGAUCAUCGUCAUCCAGGUAUUGUUUCUUUGGAAAACCCAAUCUGGCGACUUGAGAAGAAAUGGAAUAUUAAAAAUCAUUAUUCCAAUCUUUCGAGCAUUUCGACAUAUAACGAAUCUGGAGCGGCGAACUUUAGCUCGGAACUCCCUGAGUUUGAAGGGUUCCUUGAUCGGUUGGCGGUCGAGGCCGGUGAACUACUCACCGACAACAUACAGGAUCGGACAAUUCGAGAGGGCCUCAGUCUGAUCGGGUGGAAGCCUGAGCAGCGGGCGAACCCAGCCGCCGCAGAGGCUGUAGAAUGGUUCAUGUAUGAUGGUGAACAAGCCGCCACUCCUGAGGAGACAUCCUUGGUUUUCAAUGAGGCAGUCUCAAACUUUACGUUCCGGCAAUUCAGUAACAAGAGCAAUUUCAUCAUCGAUCAGCGCGGCCACAACACCUGGGUCAAGGGCGAGGCGUCGGAAUUCCUGAAGCCUGGAGACUCACGCCUGCUGCUCAACACAACGGUGACCAACAUUACCUACUCCAACUCAGGCGUAGAGAUCGACAUUGGCGACGGUGGCUGUAUUUGUGCCGACUAUGCGAUAUGCACAUUUUCCGUGGGCGUAUUGCAACACGAAGGCGCCGUCAGCUUCGAACCGGCCCUGCCGCCGUGGAAGAGAACUGCCAUUGAAAUGUUCCAGAUGGGAACUUAUACCAAGAUCUUCCUACAAUUUCCCAAGCGCUUCUGGCCCAACGACACGGAAUUCUUUCUCUACGCUGACCCAAUACAGCGCGGCUGGUAUCCCAUCUGGCAGUCGCUCGACCUCGAGGGCUUCUUCCCAGACUCGCACGUGAUCUUUGUGACCGUGACGGGUCGCGAAUCGUACCGAGUCGAGCGCAUGACGGACGAAGAGACGCGCAUAGAAGUCAUGGACGUACUCCGAGCCAUGUUUCCGGAUGUCGAGGUCCCCGAGCCCACGGCAUUUCUGUACCCGCGCUGGACACAGACGCCCUGGGCCUACGGCUCCUACUCGUACUGGCCCGCCGGCACCACACUUGAGAUGCACCAGAACCUCCGCGCCAACGUCGACCGUCUGUGGUUUGCCGGCGAGCACACCAGCGCCUCGUAUUUUGGCUACCUCCAGGGCGCCUGGUUCGAAGGCCACGACGUCGGCGAUCGCGUGGCGGGACUGAUCCGGGGCGGCUGCGUGGGCGAGGAAUCCAUUGACGGAUUCCAGGGUGGUAGCGGCGCGUGUGGUGAAAUGGUUCGCUACGAGACGUUGCACGGCACGACCGACGCUACAGAGUAUAAUGUCAAGAAUGGUUGGGCCGGUUCGAGCUUGAGCUUUGAAGACUAA
Pestalotiopsis fici W106-1 is the source of this 1656-nucleotide messenger RNA. RefSeq lists its product as uncharacterized. NCBI's taxonomy places the organism in Eukaryota, Fungi, Ascomycota, Sordariomycetes, Amphisphaeriales, Sporocadaceae. The record is from RefSeq and is a predicted model, not a curated record. Bases 1 to 1656 code for a protein of 551 amino acids. Gene Ontology annotation, molecular function: oxidoreductase activity. The transcript has 6 exons.